AUGUUCAACGGUUUAUCCGAGACUAUUGACGACGCAUGUAGUUUUGUGUUGGACCUGAACCAACGGUAUCUCUGGGUCGACGCUUUGUGCAUUAUUCAAGACGAUGGGGGCGACAAGGCUCAUCAGAUCAAUCAGAUGGACCUGGUGUACGGCAAUGCUUUGCUCACCGUUGUAGUUGCUCCGGACAAGACCGAAGCCGAAGGGGUUGGACUGCCCGGUUACCGCAACACAUCUAACCCACGUCGCAAAAUCACCCACGAAACUCAUGGACUUGAGCUCUCGGUACCAAAACCGUGCAUCGAUGAUGUCAUCUCGUACACACGAUGGGAGACUAGAGGCUGGACUUUCCAGGAGGCCCAUCUAAGUCGCCGCUUGUUGUUCUUCACAAGCCAACAACUCUACUACCAGUGCUCUUGUGGCGUGCGAUGCGAAGAUACAGCCGGAGAAGGUCAAGAGCCGACGGCAUUCGUCCAGCACAGCACGAACCUAUGGAAUCCAAAAAGCGCACACGAGGAUGACUCCGAAGACAUUAGGGACGAUUUGUUCCUUAGUCGGUCAUCGCAUACGGAUCCUAGUAGAUUGCUUAGAACGCAUGAUUUUCUCCUCACAGACUUCGGUCGCCGGGAGCUUUCGUUUCCUUCGGAUAUUCUGAAUGCGGUCCAAGGUAUACUCAAAGUUUUCUCGAACUCGAUGGGAACAGGGUUUUUUGCUGGUCUACCAAUUAAGUGGCUUGAUCAUGCGCUACUAUGGCAGCUUUACGACGGUGGGAAGCGACGAAGCGGCUUUCCAUCUUUCUCCUGGGCUGGAUGGGAAGGCAUUGUGGACGCACCUAUUUGGCUGGGACCGCGAGCUACGCGUAGACUCAUAACAUGGUAUCGCUCUGUCGCAGAUCGAUACAUGUGCAUUGAAACCGAGGUGCCGAUGGGGGAAGAAAGCACAUCUCUUGUCAUUCCAACACACAGUGCUAUCGAACACCUCAACCCCAAAGACGCCUCCAGUAAUGACUCGGUGCUCGCUACAACGACGCAAAUAGCAGCCUUCGUUCUCGCGACUAAGAGGAUGGACUAUGUACACCACUCAACGGGAAAGAAUGGAGAGCACGUGUGGAUUCUCGAUGCAAACUCACGUCGCGCCGGAAUCAUAUUACUCGACAAAACUUGGAAGGCCAUGCACGUGAAUGAGGAGGACAAGCACGAUUUUAUCAUGCUCUCUAUGGCUGAGAACAGUCGCGUGGAUGACAUGGUAAAUUUCGACGACGCUCAUUAUGAUGAUAGGGAGUGGUGUUUACUAAACGUCAUGCUGGUCACCUGGAAAUGUGACGGUGUUGCGGAAAGAGUCGCAGUUGGCUACAUUCACUGCGAUGCAUGGCGUGAGGCUUGCCCCUCUACGCGGAUUGUACAUUUAGUCUAG
Molecule: messenger RNA, 1410 nt
Organism: Didymosphaeria variabile
Lineage: Eukaryota; Fungi; Ascomycota; Dothideomycetes; Pleosporales; Didymosphaeriaceae
Exons: 1
Coding region: 1-1410 (469 amino acids)
Source: RefSeq, a predicted model, not a curated record